CCAUAAUAUGAAAAAUACUUCCUCCUAAUCGGGGCUCAAAUGACGCAGGGGAACUAGCCAAGCUCCUCGGCAGCCGCCGCCGAAACCCGACCCAGGAAGCUCCGAUGGAGGCUCGCUGCAAGUUCUGGCUGCCCAAGAAGAACCGAUUCUGCGCCAACGCCCCUCUCAACGAUUCGCCGUUCUGCGGCAAUCACACUCCGAGGUCGGAUGCUCCGUGGAUCCCAUGCCCCCUUGACCCGUCUCACUCCGUGCUUCAAGAGAACUUGGGAUGGCACGUAAAGAGAUGCCCAUUUCUCAAACAAGCGCGGUCCUUGUCCCUCCAACCCUUUUACCAGAAGGGUAUCAAUGCUGGUGACGAGGAGGACGAGGAUGGUGGGCCGUUGGGGAAUUCGUUGCCGGGGCAUCCGGAUAAUGUUACUACGUCGGAGAUGAAGAGGAAUGCUGUGCAUGGUCUGAGUGUGCCGGAGUUUUGUAGUCUGAUUGACAAGAUCAAGUCCUUGCACGACUCGAUGUGCAGGGAUAUUAGAGACUCGUUCAAGGUUACAGAUGCUUGCGAUGUCUGGAUCAAGGGACAGGUCGAUAGAAAAUUGCCAUUUCAGGAGAAACAUGUGAUGCAACAGGCGUCGAUUCUGGGGAACAUGGAAGAACAUGGGGUUUUGAAGAGAUUUGAUAUGAGGGAGAAGUGUGAUAAUGAGGGAUUGGAUGAUGAAAGUAAGAAUGAUGUUCCUGCUGUUGUUGAGUUUGGAGCAGGGAGAGGUUAUUUAACGCAAUUGCUUGCGGACUGUUAUGGCAUCAACAGAGUCUUUUUGGUGGAGCGGAAGUCAUACAAGCUUAAGGCUGAUCGAUCCUUGCGACAAAAAGAGAGCUUGUUAUUAGAGCGCUUGAGAAUUGACAUUGAGGAUCUGAAUUUGCAUGCUGUUGAGUCUUUACGGGGAUCUCCAUUCUUGGCUAUUGGCAAGCAUCUCUGCGGUCCUGCAACAGAUUUGACUCUAAGAUGUUGCUUAUCAGAAAGAAAUAUUAAUGGUGAUGUUCAGAAAUGCCCAAUUCAAGGCCUAGCUAUUGCAACGUGUUGCCAUCAUCUUUGCCAAUGGAAACACUACAUAAAUAAGAAAUAUUUCUUGAAUUUGGGUAUCAAGAAGGAAGAAUUCCAUGCCAUCACGUGGUUUACCAGCUGGGCAGUAGAUGCCGAUCAUGGUUCGGAUCUUUCUGAUGUCAAGGAUCCAAGAUCUCAUCUUCCAAAUAUUGAGAAGGAGGAAGAUGGAGAGGAUGUGACCCCUGUUAAAGACAUUAUCCGAAAGAUGGAAGCAGUAGAAAGGGCUGUGUUGGGCUUCAUGUGCAAGCAAAUCAUCGACAUUGGGAGACUAAUGUGGCUAAAGGAACGCAGACUGGAUGCGCAACUUGUCAAAUACGUUCCCCCGAGCAUCUCACCGGAGAACCAUUUGUUGAUUGCCAAGAGGGAAACUUGAUUAUGAUAUAAAUUCUGUCUACAUCUCAAUUUUGGAUUCUUCAAUUUGGUCUGAGAACAGAUACUGUAGCAUUUGAAGUUUUGAGUGUGAACGUGGUUUCAAGGAUAGAUGCCCUGGUACUGAGUUGGUGGACGAGCAUAUCUGGGGUAAAGUCCAAACUUGAACACCUCAGUUUUAGAUUUAAUGGAGGCUAAUGCUAAGUUUAAGCAUGUGAUUCCUCAGCAUUUUGCCCACAGUUAAUCUUGAGUGCGCAUGUGAUUCCUUGGCAUCGGGAA
This is a messenger RNA of Eucalyptus grandis, 1741 nucleotides long. Its product is annotated as tRNA:m(4)X modification enzyme TRM13 homolog. The coding region runs from base 105 to 1466 and encodes 453 amino acids. The record is from RefSeq and is a predicted model, not a curated record. NCBI's taxonomy places the organism in Eukaryota, Viridiplantae, Streptophyta, Magnoliopsida, Myrtales, Myrtaceae. Gene Ontology annotation, biological process: tRNA methylation. The transcript has 9 exons.